GCAGUAGAAAAAAAAUCCAAAUCUCUGAUUGCCAACCUGAUUGAAAAAACUUUACCGAUUAGUGCUACUCCGACCGUGUUUGACUGUGAAAAAGAUGCUGACUAUCUCACUUUGUUAAGAGAUGACUUGCCUAAUUAUUAUUCCCAGCAUGAAACCUACCAAGCCAAAAUUGCUAACCAAACUUGA
Molecule: messenger RNA, 186 nt
Organism: Funneliformis geosporum
Lineage: Eukaryota; Fungi; Glomeromycota; Glomeromycetes; Glomerales; Glomeraceae
Source: the annotation of a GenBank genome assembly